Humulus lupulus (European hop) is the source of this 546-nucleotide messenger RNA. RefSeq lists its product as uncharacterized. The coding region runs from base 38 to 403 and encodes 121 amino acids. NCBI's taxonomy places the organism in Eukaryota, Viridiplantae, Streptophyta, Magnoliopsida, Rosales, Cannabaceae. The transcript is spliced from 2 exons. The record is from RefSeq and is a predicted model, not a curated record.
UAUUAUUCUUCCAUUAUUAUUCCCUUAUCAUCCCCGAAUGUAUGAGACUGUAACGAAUUCUUCUCGUUUGAGAGUUCAGCUUGUGGCCAAAUCCACCUCAGAUGGAGUCCUCAACAAGUUUUUCGAUGCCACUGAAUUUGACUUUGAUUACGAGCAAAGUGGGAUAUGGUCACCCCCUAUUAAACGCAGCGCCUUCGUCAGCUCACCAAAUACUAUUUUCACUAAUCAAAUGCUUGACAAGCUUAGAACCAUCGUUGAAGCUCGUAAUGGUAGUAGAAGACAUAGAAUUUUUCUCAAGAGCCUUCUGGUGUUAUUAAAGGAUAAAACUCAUCAGCUUUAUAGAUCGAAAGUCGUAAAGAAAAUGAGAACAAAACCAGAGAAUACGCAAGUAAAACAGAUUUAGAUAAUAUAUAUAUGCCUUUUUUUUUUCUUUUUUUGAUUUUUCUCAAAUGUCAUCUUUCAUUUAGCAUAAUACAUCUCUUUGUACAUCUAUAUAUUUUUCUCAUAGGAUUAUAUAAUCAAAACACGCAUAUUUGCAUAAACCAA